Messenger RNA from Paralichthys olivaceus (Japanese flounder), 2343 nucleotides. NCBI's taxonomy places the organism in Eukaryota, Metazoa, Chordata, Actinopteri, Pleuronectiformes, Paralichthyidae. The record is from RefSeq and is a predicted model, not a curated record.
CUCUCUCUCUCUCUCUCCAUCAUCAGACAUCGUGAGUCUCCGGCGUCGAACACACUCCGCUCCUCCGCCCCGACUCUAACGUUACACGCUGCCCGCAGGAGCGCCGUGUCCGCGGAACAACAUGUGGGACCGAGUAGCUGUGCUGCUGCUGACCGUGGCGGCCUCGGCUUCGGCUGCCGAGGUGCCUACAGAUGUUUCCAUGGGUCUGUUGGCAGAACCCCAGGUAGCCAUGUUUUGCGGUAAACUCAAUAUGCACAUCAACGUGCAGAGCGGCAAGUGGGAGCCGGACCCCUCAAGCACCAAGAGCUGCAUCGGCACUAAGGAGGGCAUCCUGCAGUACUGCCAGGAGGUGUACCCAGAGCUCCAGAUUACCAACGUGGUGGAGGCCAACCAGCCAAUCAGCAUCCGGAACUGGUGCAAGAAGGGACGCAAGCAGUGUCACAGCCACAUGCACAUCGUUGUGCCCUACCGCUGCCUGGUGGGAGAAUUUGUGAGUGAUGCCCUGCUAGUCCCGGACAAGUGCAAGUUCCUGCACCAGGAGCGCAUGGAUCAGUGUGAGAGCCACUUGCACUGGCACACUGUAGCCAAGGAGUCCUGUGGAGACCGCACCAUGAAUCUCCAUGACUACGGGAUGCUGUUGCCAUGUGGCAUCGACCGUUUCCGAGGUGUGGAGUUUGUGUGCUGUCCCGCUGAAGCGGAGCGGGAAGCUGAUAGCGCCGAGCAGGACACUGAUGAUUCUGAUGUCUGGUGGGGCGGUGCAGAGACCGACUACUCUGACAACAGUAUGGUGCGGGAGCCAGAGCCAGUGGAGCAGCAAGAGGAAGCCAGGCCAUCUGCGGCGGUAGAGGAGGAAGAGGAAGAGGAGGUGGCUGAGGAAGACGAGGUGGAGGAGGAGGAAGAGGAUCUACUUGACAAUGACCAGGACGGAGACGGGGAGGAGGAUGAGGAGGCAGUAGAGGAGGAAGAAGAGGAGGAUGGUGACGACGACAUUAUCGACGCACUCGGCGACGACGAUGCCGACGAGCCCACCACAAACGUUGCCAUGACAACCACCACCACUACCACCACCGAGUCUGUGGAGGAAGUUGUCCGGGAUGUGUGCUGGGCCAACGCAGAGACUGGUCCGUGCCGGGCCAUGCUGCCACGCUGGUACUUUGACCGACAGGACGGCCGCUGUGCUCAGUUUAUCUACGGCGGCUGCGGAGGCAACAGGAAUAACUUUGAGUCAGAGGAGUACUGCCUGUCUGUCUGCAGCAGCGUCAUACCUACUGCCACGCCCAGCUCUCCAGACGCCGUGGACCACUACCUAGAGACACCCACCGACGAAAACGAACACGCCCACUUCCAAAAGGCCAAGGAGAGCCUGGAGGCCAAGCACCGUGAGAGAAUGUCCCAGGUGAUGAGAGAGUGGGAGGAGGCUGAGAGGGAGGCCAAGAAUCUUCCACGUGCUGACAAGAAGGCUGUCAUCCAGCGUUUCCAGGAGAAGGUGGAGGGGCUGGAGCAGGAGGCAGCCAGCGAGCGCCAGCAGCUGGUGGAGACCCACAUGGCCCGGGUGGAGGCUCUGCUCAACGACCGCCGUCGUCUGGCUCUGGAGAGCUACCUGACUGCCCUGCAGCAGGACCCACCCAGGCCUCGUCACGUCUUCAGCCUGUUGAAGAAGUACGUGCGUGCCGAGCAGAAGGACAGGCAGCACACCCUCAAACACUUUGAACACGUCCGCAUGGUGGAUCCCAAGAAGGCAGCGCAGAUCAGACCCCAGGUGCUGACCCACCUGCGUGUCAUCGAGGAGCGUAUGAACCAAUCUCUGGGACUUCUCUACAAGGUGCCCGGCGUGGCCGACGAUAUCCAGGACCAAGUCGAGCUCCUGCAGAGGGAGCAGGCGGAGAUGGCCCAGCAGCUGGCCAACCUGCAGACAGACGUGAGGGUGAGCUACGGCAACGACGCCCUGAUGCCCGACCAGGAGCUGGGAGACGGCCAGACUGACUUCUUGCCCCAGGAAGACACUCUGGGCCUGGGAGGCGUCGGCUUCGUUCACCCUGAGAGCUUCAACCAGCCCAACACCGAGAACCAGGUUGAGCCAGUGGACUCUCGCCCUAAUCUUGACAGAGGCAUUCCCACACGACCAGUGACUGGAAUGAAGAUGGAAGUGUUCCCUGAGCUGCGGAUGGACACAGAGGACAGACAGAGCACUGAAUAUGAAGUUCACCACCAGAAACUGGUAAACAGACACACACAGACACACAAACAAGCUCACUCUGGCAUAAACAGUGCAGGUAUGCAGACUCAUCUGAAUCUCACUGAGGUGUGGAAACAUGCAGGCUAAUUAAUAAACAUAGAGAAAUC